This is a messenger RNA of Micromonas commoda, 1509 nucleotides long. RefSeq lists its product with no specific name. The record is from RefSeq and is a predicted model, not a curated record. Lineage: Eukaryota; Viridiplantae; Chlorophyta; Mamiellophyceae; Mamiellales; Mamiellaceae. Bases 1 to 1509 code for a protein of 502 amino acids. The transcript has a single exon.
AUGAGGGAGCCGCUGGCGGUGCCGUGCGAGGUGGAGGCGGCGUCGUUCUCCGGUCGCGUCCCGCCGUCCACGCGCGAGGCCGUGGCUUACGUCGACCUGUGCGGCCUGGCGCUCCUCGACCCGCGCACGCUGCGAGCGAGCCACCGAUGGCUGUUCACGAAUCUGGCGGGCUGGCACGCGACGAGCGAGACGACGCUGUCGGUCCGGUACAUCCCUCGCCCCAACGCGGGACCGCGGACGAUCACGCUGCUGUUCCCGCCCGGAUGCGCGCCGGAGGUGCAGCUGGACAUGGAGAGGAAGGUGCGGAUGUACGCCGAGGGGAUGAUCCCGCGCGAGAAACUGGACGACGACCGGCUGCCGGAGGGCGCGACGCUGUCCGCGGAUUCCCUGCGCGACGCCAGGACCUUACCCGACGCGCCCCUAUCGGACGCCGUCUUACGCGCGGCGCAUCCGCGGAGGGGACGCGUCGAUCGACCGCCGUCCGUGCAGAACACCCCCGCGGGAUGGGCCCCGCGGCGCAUCGACCUCGACGACGAGACCAUCGACGAUUUGACCAUCGCCAAACCGUCGUCGGCGAGGAACCUCGACGACACUUUCGCGACCAUACGCGCGGCGUUCCGAGGCGCGGCAUCCUCCGCGGUGAAACCCGCGAGCAUCGUGGCGAAACUCAAGUCGACCGGCAAGCUUCACAGGGGAGAGACAGGAGGAAGGGGAGGAGGAGGAGGAGGAGGAGGAGGAGGGGUAUUCCGGACCCCCGCGCCGAAUGGAGCAGAUGCAACGCCCGCGAUGACGGAGCGCCAACGAACGGUCAUGGCCGACGCCGUGGGCGCGUGGCGCAGCGUCGGCACCGCCCUCAGCGACACCCCGCUCGACGAACACGCGGUGCGAGCCGCUUGGGAGCGCCGCGAGUGGGCGCGUCAGGCUGAAGAGGCGUCACACGCGGCGGCGGCGCGAGCGGAGGAGGAACGCUUAGAGCGGUUGGAGCGGGGACCGGAGCCGCCAGCUGUGCGGCGAUGGGACCGAGGAACGUCUGGAGCGCCGCCCCCGCGAGGGCACAGGCUGGCGCGGAGGCUGGCGGCGGAGGGGCCCGCGAGGAGGAGGGGGGCGGAUCGGGCGCCGCCGCCGAUGUUUGACGCCACGCCGAGUCGGGGGUUGGACGAUUCAUCAAUCGACGGCUUCCGCGGCGCCGCAGAUGAGUGGCCCGGGGACGAGGGAGACUUCUUCUACGACGUGGAGGUGGGAACGACGCCGAACGGGCGAGCGGCCCCGGGGGGGGGCGAGCGGCGGCGGGGGACGGAGUCCCGCGAGACGGUGGACGGGUUCGCCCGGGACGAGGACGAGGAGGAGGAGGAGGAGGAGGAGGUGGCGGUCAAUCGAAGGGUCAGAACAUUCGCGGGGGUGGUGAAAGAGUCGCUGGCGAGGGUGGGACGCGCGGCGAGCGCGGGGGACGUCGACGCGGAGGUGGCCGCGCUCAUCAACCGGCUGCGACGUCUCGCGGCGGAGCGAUGA